CUCAGGCAGUGAGAGAGACAGCCCCGGCACUGGGGAAGGCAGGGAAGAGAGGAGAAACAAGAUGGCGGCUUCCUUGUGGGUGAGCUGCGGUGGAAAAGUGGCGCGGCUGCUGCUGGGGCGGCCGCCAGCUCUGGGCGCUGGCGUGGUCUUCGCUCGAGGGGGCUGGAGGUGUCUGCAUGGGACCCGGGAGCUGCUGGGUAUACCUGGUAUUAAAGUCCUCAUGCCUGCACUGUCUCCUACCAUGGAAGAAGGAAACAUUGUGAAAUGGUUAAAAAAGGAAGGUGAAACAGUGAGUACUGGAGAUGCCUUGUGUGAAAUUGAAACAGACAAAGCAGUGGUCACCAUGGAGUCAAGUGAAGAUGGCAUAUUGGCUAAAAUACUGGUGCAAGAAGGAACCAAAAAUGUACGCUUGGGCUCAGUAAUCGGUCUGCUGGUAGAGGAAGGGCAGGACUGGAAGCAAGUUGAAAUACCAGCUGAUGGUGGUGCUCCAUCUUCUCCGGCUCCACCAGCACCUGCAGUUACCUCAAGUCUUGCAGGUCCUUCAGUUUCAGCCCCUCCUAAGCUAGAGCAUCAACCUGGAAAAUUGCCGGUACGCCUAAGUCCUGCAGCUCGCAUCAUUUUGGAGACGCAUGGACUAGAUACAACCAAUCUUACACCUACUGGGCCUCGAGGAAUCUUCACUAAAGAGGAUGCUCUCAAACUUCUGCAAGAGAAGCAGAAGGGCAAACCCACUGAAUUGAAACCUGUGGUUUCUCCAGCUCCUCCCCAGCCUACUGCAGUGCCUUCACAAGCAACAGCUGUGCCUCCAGCUUACCCAAGGCCAGCAGUUCCACCACUUUCAAUACCAGGACAACCUGCUGCACCGGGCACAUUCACGGAAAUCCCUGCUAGCAACAUCCGAAGAGUUAUUGCUAAGAGAUUAACAGAGUCUAAGACUACAAUACCUCAUGCCUAUGCUGCUGCCGACUGUGACAUUGAUGCUAUUUUGAGAUUAAGAAAAGAAUUGGCCAAAGCAGAUGACAUUAAAGUAUCUGUAAAUGAUUUUAUUAUCAAAGCAACUGCAGUCACUCUGAAGCAAAUGCCAGAUGUGAACUCAACCUGGGAUGGAGAAGUCUGCAGGCAGCUUCAUUCCAUUGACAUAUCUAUUGCUGUAGCAACGGACCGAGGUCUCAUUACACCAAUCAUAAAAGAUGCUGCUGCCAAAGGAAUAAAGGAAAUUGCUGCCUCUGCAAAGGCUUUAGCAAAGAAAGCAAGAGAUGGAAAACUGUUACCAGAAGAAUACCAGGGAGGAUCUUUCAGCAUCUCUAAUCUGGGCAUGUUUGGCAUCAGUGAUUUCACUGCAGUCAUAAACCCUCCCCAGGCCUGCAUCCUUGCUGUGGGACGAGCAAGAGUAGAGCUCAAGCUUGUGGAAGAUGAAGAAGGAAAUGAGAAACUCGAGCAGCGCCAACUCAUGACAGUGACUCUUUCAAGCGAUGGUCGGGUGGUAGAUGAUGAACUGGCUUCAAAGUUUCUGGAGACUUUGAAAGCCAACAUAGAGAAUCCAAUACGACUUGCCUUGUGUUAAAACUCAGUGGAGAUUUCUUCUUGUUUUUGCAACGAAAACUGUUAACGUACUUGAGUUUUCCUUUAUGGAGGAGUAAAUAGUUACUGUGAGAUGGACAAUUAAAAUACUUAAUUUAUUGAAUUACUGUGAAAAACUAUUAUUGUUCAUGCUUUUAGUCUUUUGAAAUGACCAGACUUUAUACUGUAAAGCUAAAAGACUUUAAAGUCAAACAUACUACUUUUCUGUAAACACUUAGUACUAAUGUCACUUGUUUAUAUAGAAAAGUCAGUCUUGUCUGCAUAGGAAAAUUCAAUAAAACUUUAUGAAAUUUAAAAAGGGAACCAUAGAAUGGUGUGGAUUGGAAGUAACCUUUAAAGGUCACCUAGUCCAACCCCCUGCAAUGAGUAGGGCCAUCUUCAAGUAGACCAGGUUGCUAGAGCAAACCUGUCUAAACCUGACCUUGAAUGUUUCCAGAGAUGGGACAUCUAUCAUCUCUCUGGGCAACCUGUUUGUGCCUCACUGUCCUCCUUGUAAGAAACUCCUUCCUGAUGCGUAGUCUGAAUCUAGCCUCUUGUAGUUUAAAAGCCCUUGUCCCGUUGCUAUAGGCCUUGUUAAAAGUUUGUUCCCAUCUUAUUACCUUCCUUGAAGUAUUGGAAGACCAUAAUAAAGUUUUGCUGAAGCCUUCUCUUUUCCAGGCUGAACAACCCAAACUCCUUCAGGGAUUCUUCAUAGGAGAGGUGUUCUAACUGCCUGAUCAUUUUGUAGCAGCCUUCUGGACCCGCUCCAGCAAGACCAUGUCUGUCUUGUACUGAGGGCUCCAGAGCUGGAUGCAGGACUGCAGGUGGGGUCUUUCCUCUACUGAGAUGGGAUGAUUUUUUCUUUAAGGGUAAAACAUCUGGCUUUUAGAAUGAGGCAAACAAGAAUCAUAAUUGAGCAAAGAGGUGCUAUAAGUCAUGGUCAAUACUGAGAUAGAAAUGAAUAGCUAAAUUAUAUUGCUGCAGUAGAAAGCUUGUCAGUCUUCAGAAGACUUUUCUGGCAUAUUGUGCCGUAGAAAUUAGACUGAAAUAAGGGUUUAUGAGAUUUCUGUCAGAUAUUUCAAUGGCUUCCUACAUAACAGGAAAGACAUUACAAACCAAAAAAGUUUUAAUUUAAUUU
Neopsephotus bourkii (Bourke's parrot) is the source of this 2698-nucleotide messenger RNA. It is a transcript of the gene PDHX, whose product is annotated as pyruvate dehydrogenase complex component X. Gene Ontology annotation, cellular component: pyruvate dehydrogenase complex; mitochondrion. Gene Ontology annotation, biological process: pyruvate decarboxylation to acetyl-CoA. The transcript has 11 exons. Gene Ontology annotation, molecular function: acyltransferase activity. The record is from RefSeq and is a predicted model, not a curated record. Bases 62 to 1564 code for a protein of 500 amino acids. Lineage: Eukaryota; Metazoa; Chordata; Aves; Psittaciformes; Psittacidae.